AUGACAAUUUGGAAAAUAUUUCCAUUCCUUUUGUACCAUCUGGUUCUCAAUUCGUUUUUUCCAUGCGCAACAACAAAGGCAGAGAGGCCAUCAGGCCUCCCCUUAAGUGAAGAAAACAUAAAGAAACUUUUGUCCAUUAACCAUUUUGACAACUUUGAAAACUUUGAUAACUAUCUAAAAUUUAUUAAGUUCAAAUAUGAAAUGGUCGAAAUAGCCCAUGAACACUUUAAAAAAAUCACUAGCCAAGAAAGAUACGUUCUCCUAAAUUCCAAAGACAUUUUAGUUAAAGUUCUUAACGAAAAUGCAGAAAACAAAAAAUUUAAAAUUUCAAAAGAGUGUGUGGAAGAUACAGCUCAGUACAUCCUCAAUGAAUUAAGAAGAACAAAUGAAGUCAAAAGAAUAGAACAAGUAGUACAUGAUGAAUAUUGUGAUACCUACAGAACGGAAUAUUAUGAAUAUAGAGAUAGACAAUUUAAUGCAGCUUUUGAGAAUGCUCAUAGUAAUUGGGCUAAUAACGAAUUAACAAAAAAUUUUGAUCCUCAAUGGAAAAAAGUCAAGUGGAAUAUAUGGGUAGAUUAUUUUAAUGAUAUUUUGCACACCCUAAAAAUUAAGGAUUACAUGCUGCACGUCUCAAUUUUGCAUUUAAAAACUAUUUCUAGUUCAUGCAAGGAAGUCUAUGAUGCUUUAAAAGCCUCAUUAAUUAAAACCUAUAAUAAUCCUUUUAAAAAUGAGUACUUCAACUUUCUGAAUUCAUCUGUGGAGGAAUGGGAAAAACAGAAGAAAAAUUAA
Plasmodium coatneyi is the source of this 789-nucleotide messenger RNA. RefSeq lists its product as uncharacterized. The record is from RefSeq and is a predicted model, not a curated record. The coding region runs from base 1 to 789 and encodes 262 amino acids. Lineage: Eukaryota; Apicomplexa; Aconoidasida; Haemosporida; Plasmodiidae. The transcript has a single exon.